Molecule: messenger RNA, 561 nt
Organism: Juglans regia (Persian walnut)
Lineage: Eukaryota; Viridiplantae; Streptophyta; Magnoliopsida; Fagales; Juglandaceae
Exons: 2
Coding region: 1-561 (186 amino acids)
Biological process (GO): DNA integration
Molecular function (GO): nucleic acid binding
Source: RefSeq, a predicted model, not a curated record
AUGGAUUUUGUUGAAGGGUUACCUAACUCUGGAAAAUUUAAUGCCCUUUGGGUGGUAGUGGACAGAUUUACAAAAUAUGGCCAUUUUGUUCCCAUUUCUCAUCCAUACACAGCAAAGGUGGUGGCCCAACUUUUUAGGAAGCACAUGUUUAAGCUCCAUAGAAUGCCACAGUCAAUAGUUUCAGACAGGGACCCCUCUUUCACAAGUUCAGCAAGGUGGGAGGAAGUAAAAGUUACAUUGCGGAACCGUGAGCAACUGUGGAACCUGUUGGAACAGAAAAUGGUUAAGGCCCAAGAAAGAAUGCGGAAAUACGCUAAUAGCAAGAGGAAGGAACAAAGUUACCAGAUCGGGGAUUGGGUUUUCCUAAAAUUACAGCCCUAUCGGCAGUCUUCAAUCAGCUGGUGCCAAAGUCUUAAACUUUCACCUCGCUAUUACGGGCCAUACCAAGUAGAACAAAGGAUCGGGGAGGUAGCCUAUCAUUUGAAGCUUCCAGCCGCAACACAGAUUCACAGUGUAUUUCAUGUUUCACAGCUCAAGCCUAAGCUCAGCCAAGGAGUGUAA